Messenger RNA from Gymnodraco acuticeps, 1560 nucleotides. Its product is annotated as dual specificity protein phosphatase 19-like. Gene Ontology annotation, molecular function: JUN kinase phosphatase activity. The transcript has 6 exons. NCBI's taxonomy places the organism in Eukaryota, Metazoa, Chordata, Actinopteri, Perciformes, Bathydraconidae. Bases 303 to 914 code for a protein of 203 amino acids. The record is from RefSeq and is a predicted model, not a curated record. Gene Ontology annotation, biological process: protein dephosphorylation; regulation of MAP kinase activity. Gene Ontology annotation, cellular component: cytoplasm.
ACUGUCAGUGUUCCAGCUGCUUUGUUUCUCUCCCAUUUUACCAGGAUUUCUCCCUGCAAACAGCUCUGUAUCUGUUAUAAUGUUAUAUAAUUAUAUACAGUGAAGCAGCGAUGAUCUGACUGAGUGUAAAUAGCAUUUAACCAGGAGCACUUUGGGGUGAAGUGUCUCAGGGACACAACGACAUGCUGACUGCAGUGGGGUUUGACCCCCUGAUCCCAACACCAACGCACAACCCACUGUGCCACACACCUCCUUAUACUUCUCAGAGUAUAGUGGGACAACAAUAAGCUUCUGUUCCUGCGAUGCAUUCACUGUCUCAGGAGAUCCAGGGUUUCUCCAAGAGCCGUCUGAAGAAACAGUGCACGAGGGUAACCACGGUGACCGGCAGGAGGCUGCUGGAGAGGAGGGGGGAUGGAGAGGAUGAUGAUGGAAGAGGAGUAGAGGAAGAGGAGGAAGGAGCUGCGUUUGGAUUUGUAGAAGAUACAAGUCUGGACCUGCAGGUGGGCGUCGUGAGACCCUUCAUACUGCUGGGUUCUCAGGAUGCAGCGCACGAUGAAGAAACCCUGCAGAGGCUUAAGGUGACUCACGUUCUGAACGUAGCGUACGGAGUCUCUAACCUGCUCCCAGAUCAGCUGGUUUAUAAAACGCUGCAGAUCCUCGACAUCCCCGAAACCAACAUCACGUCGUACCUGGAGGAGUGCAGCGGCUUCAUCGAGCUAGCACGACAACAGGACGGAGUGGUUCUGGUCCACUGUAACGCGGGCGUGUCUCGCUCCUCCUCCGUCGUGAUUGGCUACCUGAUGUUGAGGGAGGGGCUUACCUUCAAUGAUGCGUACAGCCAGGUGAAGCUGGCCAGACCCUCGACUCGCCCAAACCCCGGCUUCUACCAGCAACUCCAGACCUACAAACCAUAGAUUCAAAAGAUUCAGAGAUUCAAAGGUUUUAUCAUCAGAAGCUACAGAGUAGAAAUGGCAAUGAAACUCUUCUGACCUGAGCUCCUCCAACAAUGCAACAUAUAAAAUACAAAUACAAAUAGUGCAAGAAGUCUAAAUACAUUAAAUAAUGUACAUUAAGACAACAUUAAAUACGGUUUAUUGCAGUGAUAACUAUUUAUAUAAAUAAGUAGAUUGCAACAGAUUAAUGUUUUAGACGUGCACUCUUUCUGUCCACCAGGGGGCAGCAGAGUCAAGCUGAAACACGCAGGACUCCUUUGUUUACUCCCUGAACACAGUGACAUCACCACGGAACACUCACGCUCCUAUUGGCUAGCGCUGCAACACAUUGUACGUGAUAGGCUAAGGAGGCGGGACAUCUCUAAGCUGUGGACCAAUCACAACAACAGCAGAAUUCUCCGUGGGUUUGUCAAUUGAUCCUUUGUUAACCUUAACAUCUUCAUUAGUAACUCAAUCUUGAGAGGAAGUCGUGAAAAACUACGUACAGAAUUAAUUUUAUCGUGGAAAUGUCUUUAUAAGCAUUUUUCAGUUUUUCGUGUAAUAAGUACAACACUAAUAUCUAAUGUCAUUGUUGAUAUUUGCUUUAAUAAAUCAACAUUUAUUCAAA